GUAGGCCCACCGUUAUUAGGCUUUACCAACAAAAAAAAACCCUAUAUAUUCCAUCUCUUAUCAAAGAAAAACCCUAGUUAAAGUUGUGGCCAUCAGAGUUCAACUGUUCUCACUGCUCAUCCAGCAAAAAUGACUUUUAAGAGAAGAAAUGGUGGUCGUAACAAACAUGGACGUGGCCAUGUCAAAUUCAUUCGUUGCUCCAACUGUGGCAAGUGCUGCCCUAAGGACAAAGCAAUCAAGAGGUUCCUUGUGAGGAACAUUGUUGAACAAGCAGCAGUGAGGGAUGUUCAGGAAGCCUGUGCUUUUGAAUUGUACACUCUUCCUAAGCUGUACUUGAAGAUGCAAUAUUGUGUCUCAUGUGCCAUUCACUCCAAGGUUGUUAGGGUCCGUUCUCGUACUGAUAGGAGGGUGCGUGAGCCUCCACAGCGCUUCAGACGCCCAAGGGAUGAUCUUCCCAAGGCAGGUCAAGCUCCCCGCCCCGCCGGAGGAGCUCCUGCUGUAGCUCGUACUUAAGUGCCUACUUUUUGAUAAACUGCUGUUAGGCCUUUUUGUUUUUGUUUAAUUUGAGCGAAUCUAUGGUAUUUGAGAUGUGUUUUUGAAGUGGAUUUUUUAAUUAGUUUACUGUGACAAUCGUUAAAUUUGUGCAUGCAAAUCUCAAGAAAACUGGCCUGUGGUUCUAUCUUA
This is a messenger RNA of Lycium barbarum (goji berry), 684 nucleotides long. Its product is annotated as small ribosomal subunit protein eS26x-like. Gene Ontology annotation, molecular function: mRNA binding; structural constituent of ribosome. The record is from RefSeq and is a predicted model, not a curated record. The transcript has 5 exons. Gene Ontology annotation, biological process: translation. Lineage: Eukaryota; Viridiplantae; Streptophyta; Magnoliopsida; Solanales; Solanaceae. Gene Ontology annotation, cellular component: cytosolic small ribosomal subunit; ribosome. The coding region runs from base 130 to 513 and encodes 127 amino acids.